Cuscuta campestris is the source of this 4795-nucleotide messenger RNA. The record is from the annotation of a GenBank genome assembly. Lineage: Eukaryota; Viridiplantae; Streptophyta; Magnoliopsida; Solanales; Convolvulaceae.
AGUUUCCCAUAGCUUUCAAUGUUUUCAUUGUGAGGCUUCAUAUCAAACUUGUGAUAGAUUUUCCCUUCCACAAAAAGCCUUCCCUGCCCUGAUUCAGAAAAUAUGGACAUUGGAAUAAAUUCUGUUGACAUUCCCAUGGAAUAAAUCAAAAUGGAUCUCUAAACUAUCUGCGCUUUUUUAAUUAAUGAAUGACCAGUGGUGAGCUUUGUGUCAUCUGAUCGAACCAUGUCAUCUCACCGGGCGGCGGCCAUUGGGUCGUCGUCCACAGCUAUGGCUACUACUCCUCCAUCGUCUUCUGUCACAACUCCUGCCACCAAAAGCUUCAAGGAAGCUGUUUGCCCUUCUUCACCACAAAUUCAUACCAAGCAGAUUGAAAAUUUCAAAGGCUUGCCUUGCAUUUCCUUCUCUAAUGAAGAAGUCCUUUCCCUGGCUUCCAGGUUUCAAUUUGCCCUGGUGGGCAGCUUCUUUGGGAAAAGGCCACCCCUGGAGAUCAUCAGGAAAUGGUUGGAAAAAAUAGGCUUUGUGGGUUUUUCUGUUGGGCUCCUCCACCCUGCUCAUGUCCUCAUCAACUUCUCGUCUGAAAAGGAUUACCAAAGAUUAUUCUUGCGCAAAGAUUGGAAUGUCCAAGGAGCAACCAUGAACAUCACCAAAUGGACCACUGAUUUUGACCCCAAUAAGCUUGGACUGGGUUUUGACUCUGCUCUUCAACUCUGCAACAAUCAAAUCUGGGCUUUCUGGAACUCAGACUCCUUGACACUGGAAUCCUCUUUCUCAUACACUCAGCUGGGCCACCUCACUUUCACAAACAAAGCCCUGCAAACAAAACUUCAUAUUUCAACCAUUUAUGGAAAGCACACAAAGGAAGAAAGAAGGGACUUAUGGCACUGCAUCUCCACCCUCUCUGGAUCUAUUAAUGAACCAUGGCUCCUAGGAGGGGAUUUCAAUGCUAUCAGCUCACUCUCUCAUCACAAGGGUAAAAGCACCCCCUGCAUGGUUAGUAUUAUGGAAUUUGACACUUGCAUUACUCAAAAUGGUCUGAUUGAGCCCCCCUUUUCUGGCUCUCCUUUUACUUGGCAUGGGUCUAGAAGCCUGGGAAAGAUUUGGAGGAGAUUAGACAGACUCUUCCUCAACUCCCACCUGGACAACCUUAACUGCCUAAUCUUUUCUGAACACUUAGCCAAAGGUGGCUCUGAUCACUCCCCAAUCCUCCUCAAAAUUACUAAUGGUAAUUUUAAGGGUCCUUUUCCCUUUAAAUUCCUAAACUGUUGGACUGCCAACCCCUCUUUCCUCACUCUUAUUAAAGACAAUUGGGAACCCUACAGGGGAGGGGGAAUGAGAGGUUUAAUGGACAAGCUGGUGAAUUUGAGGAAAGUCAUUCAAGCCUGGAACAAAAAUACCUUUGGGAACAUCCUCAAGAACAGAACUAAGCAGGAGGAUAAACUCAAACUAGCUGAAGAAGCCUACAAUGACAGCCCAACUCAUGACAACAACACCAGGAUGCAACAAGCCAAAUCAGAUCUUAAUAAAUGCCUUGCCAUAGAAUAUUCCUACUGGAAGCAAAAAUCCAAUCUGAAAUGGGUAAAGGAGGGGGAUCUAAACACCAAGUUUUUCCAAGCCUUUGUCAAAAACAAAAGAAACUUUCAAAGGAUUCAAAAAAUCAGGAACACUGAUAACAAUUGGCUUACUGAGUGGGAUGACAUUGCUUCAGAGGCCACCUCUUUUUUCAAUACCCUCUUCACACAUGAGGAAACUGACCUAUGCCCAGAAAUCCUGGACAAUAUUCCCCUCACCCUGAACCCUAAUGACAACCUCUCCCUUUGCAGCCUCCCCACCAUGGAAGAGGUUAAAACUGCAAUCUGGGACCUCUGCCCAGACAGCUCUCCAGGACCUGAUGAUGAUCUUAUUCUUUUCACCAAUGGCUCUGGUCCUAAUCUUAAACAAGUUCACAGCUUUUUGAGGAACUAUGAAAGGUGCUCAGGAGAAGAAGACCAAGAAGCUUUUUUCAGAAAUAGGCAAAUUACUUUCAAAGAAGCUUACCUUGCAAUCCAACCUGAGGAAGAGGAAGAGGAUGUCGAACCUCUCCAACAUAUGCAAAUCAUCUGGAACAUGAAGCAAAUUCCAAAAAUCUCCUUCUUCCAGUGGCGCCUUCACCAGAAACUGCUACCCUUCCCUGCACAUUUGAGGAAAUUUGGAAUCACUUCAUUGCCUUCCAUAUGCCAUCUCUGCAAAAGGGAUAGUGACACAGACUAUCACACUCUCUUUCAAUGCCCCUACGCUAAACCCAUUUGGAGCUACUUCGAAUGGAUUUUCAAAAUACCGUGGCAAGCAACAAACGGUGUGAGAGCCUACCUCCACAAAUGGUGGACAGAAUACCAUAACCAAACUCUAGAAGGAUGGCUCAAAGCAGACUGUAGUAUUGGCGAGUACAUUCUUAUCUGGAGAGAAUCCACUUUCCUGUACGUUUUUAGGCUGGUGAUAAUUACUUUUCCAUCAAUGGUCCAGUUUCAGAGUCUAUAUAUAUCGAAUUGUGGCAAGAGCGUCUCACAUUCUCACAUUAUGGAAGGAACUUCUCGAGCUCUUCCUAAUACCAUAAGAUUCGUUGGUCUACAUGGUAGUCAUGCUCUUGGUAGCAAUCCAAGGUUUAUGGCUACAGCGGUUGAUCUAGGACGUGAAUUGGUAAGGCGAAAAAUCAGGCUUACCUAUGGAGGAGGCAAUGUUGGCCUUCAAGGAGCUGUAGCUUCAACAAUCUAUAAUAAUGGUGGUAGAGUCAGAGGUUUCAUACCAGGGUAUAUAGCAACACGAGGGGUCUAUGGACCAACAUAUGGUGCGGAGUACACCGUCUCCAGCAAUUACUAUAAGUAUUUCGAGAUGAAUCAUAUUGUGGAAGCCUUCAUUGUACUUCCUGGAGGAAUUGACACUAUGGAGGGUUUAUUCACUUUGAUCUCAUGGGCAUCCGAAGGGUUACACAAUAAACCUAUUGGUCUUUUGAACAUCAACGGUUAUUUCAAUAACCUAAUCAAGUUUCUAGAUGAUGCGGUGAGGCAGAACUUCAUGGCUUUGAAUCAGAGGAAACUGUUCAUUUCUUCUUUCUUUGUUGAUGAGCUUUUGGACAAGCUAGAGUUUGUUAAGGCUUUCCCAGGGAGGUUGUUCCCUUGUUGUAAACUCGAAGGAAGUUCUUUGUUCCUUCGUGAGAAGUCUUGGAGUGCGGUAUCUCCGAGCAAAGGUGUUGAGGCUCGUGUGACUCGGGUUCUCAAAUUGUAUCGACCCGUACCGGUUUCAUUUUCUUCUUUCUUCAUCGAGAGAGAGUCUGAGAUCCGAGAUGCGAGAGAGCCUUUGAUUAUAGAUGCAAGAGAAGAUAUGUGAUCUAAGAUGCGAGAGAGAGAGUCUAUGAUCUGAGAUGCGAGAGAGAGUCUGACAAAGCUUGCCCUCUUUAUUGAGCACAACCUCAAGCUAAGCCCGAGGAAACGACGGAUCUAGAAGAUGUAAUGUCGCAAGAAGAACAGAGUCGUUGGGUUGAAUUUUUUUAGCUACAAAGUCGAAAUAGAAUAGAGUACCACGGAUUCAAGGGUGUGGAUAACAACGGUGGAGUAUGAUGAAUUUGCCUUCAAUCGUUCACAAAAUUCUUCUAAACAACACGGUUUGCUCUUUUCCCUGUCUCUUUACAUCCCAAGAGUAUUUGAUCAUAAUUUUCUUCAUAUAUACAUGUAUGAGAGUUGAAUGUUAAUCCUUUUAAAUAAAAGUUUUGAUAUGCUGUGUGGAAAACAAAAAAAAAUCAUGAAGGGAGGUCUACGGAUACAGAGGACGUGGUAAGAUAGUAUCUUGCUCUUGAUUUAGGCAAGUUUUGCUACACUGCUCAACUCUACAACCACGAGGUAGUACAUCAUUUUCGAGGGUGAUUGCUAUGGGUCACUAAAAUCGAAUAUGGUUGAGCUUCUUAUUUAAUUGAUUGCUAGAGUAAAUUGCCAAUACCUUUCAUGCAAACAAGGGGAAAUUCUCAUCUAUUGUCAUGUUUUCCAGGUUUGACGUAUACAUGAAUAUUAUCUGGAUCCACUAUUGUAACUAUGGACCAAAAAUGAGGUUAGGGGUAUUAUUCGGCAUCUAGAUAUGGUAAAAAAUAUGUAUAACUUUUAUCCAUGUUUCAGAUAGCAUUUCUCCUUAUUUACAAAUCAGAAUUGAACAUUUUAAAAGUGUUGUCCAUGGAGAAUAAUUAUUUGAAUCCCUCCCUUACUCUACACUUUUUUCAUUUUGACGAGGACAUAAUGAUACAUGAUACAUGAAGAGAUGGGUACUCUUGUAAAGACUGACUUAAGGAUAUUGUGUUUAGGGCAUCUCGUGUAUUCUAUGGCUUGCUUCCACCAUGUUAAGCCAGGUGGUAAGUGCAAAAAUUCAAACAUACCUUAUCAGAAUGCAAGUUUAAGAUCAUCUACUCUGUCUCUUAAGGUAGGUAACUCAUGCUUUCACAUUUUUUGUUCAAAUUUAUUAUUAAUAGUGGUGAAACAAUUCUUGAUGGGUUAAUAAGAUGUAGGAUUGAUGAUCCAUGGGGCAGUAGUACUCUAGUUCUACUUGGGAGGCAGCAAGCUUUUAUCUAGGUGAAGUUGGGGCAACAAAUGCUCAUUUGGGAAAAGCUAGAACAAGUUUUGAUCUCGGAGAAGCUGGAACAAGUGUUGAUUUGGGAGAAGCUGCUGCAUGGAUUGCCCUCAAGUGCUUAUCUCUUAUCUUUUUAGCCUAGUUGGCCUGUGUAUAUUCAGAAUUAUCUUUUUCUAAGACAUAAUUCUUAUAAACUUUUGUAGUUUUU